This is a messenger RNA of Paramecium tetraurelia, 168 nucleotides long. RefSeq lists its product as uncharacterized. Lineage: Eukaryota; Ciliophora; Oligohymenophorea; Peniculida; Parameciidae. The transcript is spliced from 2 exons. The record is from RefSeq and is a predicted model, not a curated record. Gene Ontology annotation, molecular function: calcium ion binding.
AUGUCUAUAAAUAUGGAAGAUCUAAAAAAAGUUAAUGUAGAUACACUCACAGCAAAGGAGAAAUAAAAAUGUUAUGAGGCUUUUGUGGCAUUUGAUAAAAAUGUAUCGGGAUAUAUUGAGAAAGAUGAAUUAAGAGCAGUUCUUGAAGAAAUGGGUUAGAAGCCAUGA